UGUCGCCUUGGUGACGUCACUUUUAGCCGACUGUCCGCAGCUCAGCGCGGAAUUUAAAAACAUAUUUGUUAGAUAAAUUAUCUGGUUAGUGUAUCAAACUGACUGAAAUAUGCGAUAAUUAAGUGUUCGAAAUGGUGUUUAUAUACAAAGUUAGCGUAUAUAUGUUUUCCGCUAUUGUUGAAAACAAAUCGUGACGCAAUCAAACAGCACCCGCGUUGUUUGUGUCAUUUCAGACGGAGGUAACAUUUUAACUUCGUUAUCGACGUCAACAUUCUUCUUAAAAUGCUCAAAAACGGUAAUAGUUUCUGAUUCUGCGUAUACAUUUACUUAGUAACAAAUGUUUGCCUGAGUACGUUUGAAUGCGCUGAUAUUACUUGACAGGAAGAACUUUUUCGUUUUUUAGCCAACACGCUAACAUGAGAUCAACCGACGACAACAGCUCGUCCUGUUCUUCGGCCGUUUCUCCUGCGUCCUUCCUGCAGAGGACACUGCAGCGACUGUCGUCUACACAGAGUCUGACGUUAAAGGCAGAUGAGGAAGCUCCUGUCGCCGUCAUUACUCUUCAGAGGUAUUUAUGUGACCACAGUGAAGGACAACAGCAACACCCCCACAGCUACAGCUACGACAUGACUGUCACUGACGGGCUGUGGCGAGCCAAAUGCUACAUUCACCCUUGCUUAAACCACCUAGUUCACACAAACACCCUGAGGACCGGUGCUGACAUCAGCAUUACCCAGUGCUCUUAUGUGUACAACGAGAAGAGACUGGGACACGGCUUCAUCUGCAUUGAAAAGGUCAGAUGUUGUGCAGAGAACUCUGCCCUCCUGCCCCGGAUUAAAGGCGCCAGUUCACUGCCUCUGCUGGUCAAGCAGGGCAUGGAGAGGAGUGUGGAGCUGCAGAGUGAUGUUCCCCUUCAGGUGAGCCGCAAACACUACCUGCCUCUAUGGAACAAUGACGAUCCAGAGGGAGACAUCUGGACCUCAGCAUCCUCCUCAGCUGACACAGUACUGGACGUGUCCAAGAUUACUCUUCUUUCUAGUCUAGAGUCAAACUUCAGAAGCUCAUGGAAACCUUUGCCUCUCCUAGUGAAGAUAAUUCACAAAUCCAGAUUAAGAUAUUAUGGCAAGUUUGGGCUCAAGAUUGAUUUUCCUUACCAGGCCUACUUUGAAGUUGCAGACCAGAGCGGCACAAUGUCCCUUGUGCUUUGGAAUGAACUCUGUCCAGAGUUUUACCAGAGACUGAAUGUGGGCACAGUGUUGUACCUUCAGAACUACACCCUGAAGCAGAGUUAUUUAAACCGCUCACGCCCACAAAUGGACCAUCACAGAAUCAAGGCUUUUACCUCUGUCGAAAUCUGCCUGAACCCUCGCAACCCAGCUUCAAUCAUCACUAUAGUGUCACAGAAGCGUGUGCUGCCUCAGUGGGGACUGCCCAAGGUUUCCUACCAGUUCACCACCAGGUCACAGCUGGAAGAACUAUCCAACAAUUCUGCAUGUGAUGUUAUUGGACUGGUAACAUUCGUUGGCCGUGUUGAAAGAGUCAAGAGUAAAGGGAACAUGGCUGUGGAAAAAUAUUGGACGUAUCGUUGGGUCCAUGCUGUGGAUGGUACAUCUCAUCAUCCCUUUAUCCUAGAGAUUUUUUCCUCUUCUCAACCAGAAAUCUUCAAUUCUAUUUGCCCAAUGACCUACCUGGUUUGCACGCAGAUGAGGGUUUGUCCUGUCGAAGGCUCAUUGCCUUACCUUACAAGUAGCUGCGAGACAGAGAUGUUCAUCUCAGGUUACCACAGAGGUCAACCGUAUGUAAAUGAACCCAGAGUAAAGAGCUUCAUCCAGUGGACCAAGACACUGAAAGACAAUGUUGUCCUACAAAAGACGGCUGUUGGUGGCCAUUACUGCUACCCUCACCCCCCCAGGACUUUCACACAGUCAACGGCUGAUGCCUCAGCUCAAGUGCCUCUGGUUUCUGCGGCUGAUUUGAAGACAGAGUUAGAGACGCUGCAAUAUAGGGAACACAAAAAACUGGCAAUUCAAGGACAGAUCACAUCAGUGUCGUACAUGAAAACACCAAAGACCACACAGUCGCAAGAAACGCAAGAGAGAGAGCUGUCAGACAUUUCUACUGUUAUGUGUGUAGCAGACACACACAAUCAGCCCUCAGCAGCCGAGCAGACUGAGAAAAUCUCACCUAGCAGAAGGAAAAGAAGAAUUCAUACCAGGAAAAGCACGCAGUCCUUGGAGUUCAGUGGCACAACAUCGAAAAGAAGAGCGCAACAAAAAAACACAGAACACGGAGGAGAGCCGGAAGACAAAGACUCUGAAUCAGAAGAAGCUCAGGAUGUGGUGCAUAGUCCACAGUCACAAAAUCCAAAUGAGGGUUCUGACAUUUUGUCUUGGGAAAGCAGCAGCUGGCCAAAGCAAAGAGAGGAAGUGUCUGAACAUUUGAGUCAGGGUGGACUCUGUGAGGACAGUGUCUCUCAGAGGUUCACAACUGAUGAGAAGAACAUCCUGCUGCGCUGGAGUAACCUUCAGUCAAUGUGGUGGACACCAGAGCAAACCACUGACACCAUCGCACCUGUGUUCUGUCCAGGAUUCUACCAAGUGACAAUAUUAGGCAUUAAUAAGCAGAUAGCUGUUGAUGCUGCGUAUUUUCCUGUGGUGAGUGCUGAUGAGCCCAGGGCUAUAGGACUUCCCCAGGAUCCCCAUGGCAACACAAUGCUGUCGUGCCUUUCUUCAGGCUUCCUCUGCCCUCUCAGAGACGACCACAGUGAUUCAGCUGCUCCUGAGCCAGAGGACAUCUUGGCGACCGCCAGCGAGCUGGAGGACACGCACAUCGUGUGUGUCCUUGAUCUUUGCCAUCUAGGAGGAGAUAAGGUGGAAGCCCUGAUCAACAAGGUUUACAGAGUGACAGAUGUUUCUGUCAGCUAACGGCUACACCUCCAGAGAGAAUGACACAUCAUCAGCGUACAUGGAACAUGUCAGAUGGAGAGAAAGAGCAAAAGAAACCGAGUGCUCUUGUCUUUUCAUAUUUGUAAAUUCUGAUUACUUGUCACACAAACCUUAGAGUAGUGCUUUGAGAUUGGAAGGUAGAGAAAUGGUUAAAUAAACUCUAUUUUCUAACCGUCUGAACAACCGUAUGUUCACUGUGCCUUACAGAUGUUGCACAGGCUUAAGCCCGCGAUUUACAGAUGUAUCGUGGACCCUGGUAAACACGCGCCUUAACAGGUUUACCACAAACAGGAAAUAUUAAAUGCAGCCUAGGAGUUUACAAACUUAAAUUUACAGUCACAAAAAGGCUGUUUAACCGUGAGAUGAAGUGGAAAAUGUCUUAUUAAGAGAUCAUAGACUUAAGCAGUCAUAGAAUCUAUUGUUAAGGGACUAAAAUCAGUUCAUCCUUGUGUGCCUGUUGGCAGCUAAGUUUACAGAGACUCUGUGUCAUUACAACCACACUUUAAAAAUCCUGAACUAACCCUUUAAGAACACACAGCUGAGAAACAUACUCAGAAUAACAUGUGUGUUUAAAAUAUUCUUUUUCAAAUCAAUAUCCUGGUUGAUUUAUAAAUAUUUCAGUAUAGAAUAAUAUCAAGGUAUAUUUUAGAAUGUAAUUUUAGAUUUCUUAAAAAAAUAUUAAUUUAGUUUUAAAGCUUAGUUUGGUAAUUAAUAGAGUGAAAGAAACACGCGAGAAGUGACUGUACAAACACCAAAUUAAGCACAAAAAAUACCUUCUUUUAAUAAGACACUUCAUUAUCUGUUACAAAAACACUCUCAUUUUAAAAUCAUGAAACAUACAUAUUUCAUCUUUUGGACAUAUAAAUUAAACAAUUAUGUAGUCUAGACCUUUUUUUUAUACAAUAUAUUCAAUGUUUUUUGUAUGAAACAACAAUGGGCCGAGUGUGUGUACAAAUGUGAUUAAACUCACACACCUUCAAAAACAGACACUUGAUGCUUAAAUAAAAAAAAAACAUGACAAAAAUGCAUCAACUUCUGUUUUCUUUCAUGACUCAGCGAUAACAAAACACUGUAGUGACUAAGCAGAUGGAUUAUUUACAACAACAAUAACAACAGAAAGCACAUCAAAUGGCGCUCCAUAGAUCCAAACAUUCUGCUGAUUCGUCCACAGCUGGAGCUCAACACUCUCCAUGUCAUGAAGAUGAUAAAGAUUCAAGAAGGAAUUCUUAUUACCACUGAGUGAUAAUCUGCUCAAUCACUUUUGCAAUAAUGUCUUCAGUCAAAAACAUUUAAAUAAAUGUCAUAAUAAAGCAAGUCAGUAUUGUCACCUGUGGCAUCUUA
Solea solea (common sole) is the source of this 4286-nucleotide messenger RNA. It is a transcript of the gene radx, whose product is annotated as RPA1 related single stranded DNA binding protein. Gene Ontology annotation, biological process: regulation of DNA repair. The record is from RefSeq and is a predicted model, not a curated record. Gene Ontology annotation, molecular function: single-stranded DNA binding. Gene Ontology annotation, cellular component: replication fork. The coding region runs from base 417 to 2924 and encodes 835 amino acids. The transcript has 15 exons. NCBI's taxonomy places the organism in Eukaryota, Metazoa, Chordata, Actinopteri, Pleuronectiformes, Soleidae.